Phragmites australis (common reed) is the source of this 729-nucleotide messenger RNA. RefSeq lists its product as uncharacterized. NCBI's taxonomy places the organism in Eukaryota, Viridiplantae, Streptophyta, Magnoliopsida, Poales, Poaceae. The coding region runs from base 214 to 528 and encodes 104 amino acids. The record is from RefSeq and is a predicted model, not a curated record. The transcript has a single exon.
CUUAUCCGUCUUCUUCGCCCAACCCCGCCCGCUACUUAUUAACCGCCACCUCCUUCGUCUCCACCCACUCAAAGCACUUCCUCACCCCUUGAAACGCAUCUCCAAUUUGUUCCCAAAUCGCACCACAAGGCGCACCGGCACUGCACUAGGGCGAAGCAAGGCGAGCGAGCGAGAGAGAGAGAGAUAGGGAUCCAUCUGGCGCUAGCGAGGUCCAUGGACGCGGAGGGCUCGUCGCCGACGUCGCCGUCGUCGCUGCGGCACAAGCUGCGGACGACGGUGUGCUGCUGCUUCGGCGGGGGGUCCGGCGCCGGCGCGGGGGGCGAGAGGGUCAGGUGGAGGCGGCGCGCGGCCGCGGGGGAGUUCCGCUACGACCCGCUCAGCUACGCGCUCAACUUCGACGAGGGGGAGGACGACGACGCGUACGCGGACCCCGCCGCCGCGUUCCGGUACAGGAACUUCAACGCCCGGCUGCCGCCCUCGCCGGCCGCGGCAACGGCGCAGCGGCCCACGGCCUUCGCCAUCGCCUAGAAUUGGGAUGCGAUUUUUCUCUCUUGUAAUUCUACCAUCUACCGAGUGAGCGAGCGUGGCGAGUUGUGUGUAGCGACAUAGCGAAUUGUGAUAUACCACUAGCAAUCUCAUCAAGAAGGCAUGUUCAGAUGUGUUUCUACUAUGUAAUUGGCACAGAUCGAAGCGGCAGUGAUGAACCCUAGAAUCCAGGGUCUUUUGAUU